Molecule: messenger RNA, 2412 nt
Organism: Brenthis ino (lesser marbled fritillary)
Lineage: Eukaryota; Metazoa; Arthropoda; Insecta; Lepidoptera; Nymphalidae
Source: the annotation of a GenBank genome assembly
AUGACUAAAAAAGAAGUAAUUCAGAUUCAUAUUGGUCAAGCAGGAGUACAAAUUGCAAAUGCUUGCUGGGAAUUAUAUUGUUUAGAACAUGGUAUUACACCUGAUGGCAUGUUGGCUUUCUCUGAUGAUACAAACUAUGAAGCAUUUUUUGUUCACAGUGGUGCUGGAAAAGUUGUUCCGAGGGUUGUAAUGAUAGAUUUAGAACCUACACCAAUAGAUGAAAUAAGAACGGGCACAUAUCGACAACUCUUCCGUCCAACUUCCUUAAUUACUGGUAAAGAAGAUGCGGCAAGCAAUUUUGCACGUGGGUACUUCAGUGUAGGCCGAGAGAUGAUAGAUCUCGCUUUGAAUUGUAUAAGAGUAGCAGCGGAAGAAUGUAACUGCCUUCAAGGCUUUAUUAUUUUUCGAGCAUUCGGAGGCGGUACUGGAUCAGGGUUUACAGCACUUUUGCUUGAAGGACUAACGAAAGACUAUGGUAAACUUUCGAAAAUCGAAUUUUCUGUUUAUCCAUCCCCAAAAAUAUCACCCAUAAUUGUGGAACCGUACAAUGCUGUGUUGACUUCUCAUGCAUGUAUGGAUACUGAAGACGUAUGUUUUAUCUUUGAUAAUGAAGCUUUAUAUGAUAUUUUGGCAAGACUUUUAGAUGUUCCACGACCCACAUACACAAAUUUGAACAGACUAAUGGCCCAGGUAGUAUCUUGUAUGACAGCUUCGUUGAGAUUUGAGGGGUCAUUAAACGUUGAAUUAGUUGAAUUUCGAACAAACUUAAUCCCUUAUCCAAGGAUACAUUACCCUUUAGUUACUUUUGCUCCGUUCCUUCCACCUUCAAGAUCAUUACAUGAAACCAUGCAUACUCAACAGUUAAUGAUGUCUUGCUUUGAGCCUUCCAAUCAAAUGAUAAAAUGCGAUCCCAGAAGGGGCAAUUAUAUGUCUUGUUGCUUGCUAUUUAGAGGAGACGUAAAUCCAAAUGAUAUAAAUUUAGCAAUAACUCGAAUUAAAAGCUUAAGGUCUAUAAAAUUUGUAUCUUGGGCUCCAACUGGAUUUAAGAUUGGUAUUAAUUAUCAGCCUCCAACAACAGUUCCUGGUGGAGAUUUAGCAGCUUUACAAAGAGCUGUGUAUACAAGGAUGUUGAUUAUUUCUCAUUUGUGUCGAUGUUCACAACCACUAAGGGUAGCACAAAGUAAGCUAUUGGUGUCAAACACUAGUGUUCACAGUCGACUAGUAUCUAGAAAGCUUAUUACACCUCUUAGGUACAGCAAUAAUAAUGUUGCAUCAAAUAACGGGUUUAAGCUUACAGAUCUGCUCAAAUCAAAUGGCAUCAUCACAAGAUUUUGUUCCUCAACGCCCAAGCCUAAGCAAUCGAAAGCAGUCGGCUACUGGCUCCUCGGGUGCAGUGGAAUGGUGUUUGCUGCAGUAGUACUAGGUGGCGUUACCCGUCUCACAGAGUCAGGUCUGUCGAUGGUCACAUGGAAGCUGUUGGGAGAGAAACUGCCUAGAACAGAUGAGGAAUGGCAACAGGAGUUUGAGAAGUAUCAACAGUUCCCCGAAUACAAAUAUAAGAACAUGAACAUAACACUAAAUGAGUUCAAAUGGAUAUGGUACAUGGAGUACGCGCACCGCACGUGGGGCCGGGCGAUAGGGGCUGCCGUUUUCCUUCCAGCUGCCUGGUUUUGGGCGAGGGGGUAUCUAGAUAAAGCAAUGAAAGUCAGGGUGGGGGUGUUUUGUGCCCUUGUUGCUGCUCAGGGUUUGAUGGGUUGGUACAUGGUGAAAUCAGGUCUCGAAGACCGUUUCCAAGGACCGUCUGAUGUGCCUCGAGUGUCACAGUAUCGUUUAGCGGCACAUCUCAGUCUGGCUUUCAUUUUGUACUCGGGCCUUUUAGCCGGAGCCCUAAGGGUGCUCCGCCCCUUCCCAAUACAAGCUACAUUAAGAAGAGUGAAGGAAUUGAAGGGAGUUACCGCUUUUGCGCACACAGUGAAAGCUAUGGCGUUCUUUACUGCUGUAUCAGGAGCAUUCGUGGCCGGCCUGGACGCGGGGCUGGUCUACAACUCGUUCCCUAAAAUGGGCGAUUAUUGGGUCCCGGACGACAUACUGUCUUUUUCCCCCAAAGUACGCAAUUUCACGGAGAAUCCCACCACAGUGCAGUUCGACCAUAGGAUAUUAGGGACUUCCACUCUGAUAGCAGCGAGUGCAAUGUGGCUGGUAUCCCGCGGGAAGCCGCUGUCGCCGGUCGCGAGGAGGGUCGCCAACGCGGUGGGCGCCAUGGCGUGGUUGCAGGUGGGGCUGGGCAUCCUGACGCUGCUGCACUACGUGCCCACUCCGCUGGGCGCCGCGCACCAGUCCGGCUCGCUGGCGCUGCUCAGCCUCGCCGUCUGGCUCACGCACGAGAUCAAACUGCUUAAAUAUAUACCAAAG